GCCGCCCGUGCGCCAUGUCCGCCGCCGACCAGUGACCGCGCUACUGUCGGCCGACGAGCCGGGUGACCUGCCCGCGGCAUGUCUUCGUACAGGAGCCGAUACGCAACGUCUCCCUCGAGUUACAGCAGCUCUUCUAGCAGGAGCUACGGCAGCUCGACGUCUUCUGGGAGGACUCCGCUCUCCUCGAACUAUGGGGCGUCCAGCUUUCGGUCGCGCUACGAGCCGGCGGUGACGUCAUCGACGUCUCGCGCCUCCUCCACUACCAGGGAUAGGUCACAGUCCCGGGACCGGUAUGGCGGCGGUCUCACCUCCGACCGGACUGGUCGAGCCGGCUCCUCCUCUCGUACAGAGUCCGACACACCGUCCUACGCCUCUCGCUACUCCUCGGCGACCUCCCGUGCCGGCGCGGACCGCGACACCGGCUCUGGAACGAGCGGCGCCGCCUCCGGAGGCUACCAGAGCCGCUUCGGGUCGCGACUAGCUGAGCCCAAGGAGGCCAAAGCGAGCUACCUCAGUAGGCGAGCCGGGGAGAGCAGUGGUGACUCCAAAACGGACGGAAAGCAGAGCUACCUGAGAACGACGACGGGUGGCAUUGGGAAGGCUGCGGCGGGGAAGGGUGAUGAUAGUUCCGCGGACGGUGAUCGCUGGAAUCGGCUGGGGGUGUCGCGGAACGCCCCUCCGGCCUCCUCGGCGAGGAUGGCCUACCUGAAGGCGAUUGGUAAAGAGCCGGAGAAGGAGCCCUACCAGCGGAAGGCGACGACUAAGACACUGCCGACUGCAGCUGAUUUAGACAAAACUCCGGCGUCAUCUACUGCUGCUGGGGAUGUCCGGCCGGCGCGACCGACGUCUCUGCUGACCCGGCCGACGGCAGCGUCGCAGGCGGGGUCAGUGGGAUCACAAACGGGUUCAGCGGCCGCCUCAAAGGCCAAGUCCCCUGUGGCACCUCAGACCAAAUCUCCACUCUCGUCCCGGUCGCCAGUGGUGACUGUGAGCAGCCUCCGAGCCGCCAGUGCCGCCCUCUCCCCUCCCACCACUCCACGAACAUCCACUGUCACCCCUGCACGGAAACCGUCCUCCUCCUCAUCAUCAACUUCAUCGUCCUCAUCGUCUGAGGAGGACUCGUCCUCGGGUUCAUCGGAGUCGGAGGACGAGAAGCCUUCAACGAGCACCGCCACCGGUACCACAACUACAACGACAACUUCUGCGGCGACGACGCAGUCGAAAGCUGUGACAGCGUCUACGUCAUCUCCAUCAACAGUGACGUCUACAUCAUCGUCAGCAUCAGCCAAAACGUCAUCAACACCAUCAGGAGCCCAGCCAGAGCAGCGACCCUUGCGGUUUCUCUCCAGCGGCUACUCUCCCGGCUAUGCCAAGGUCGCGGCCAAGACCAACGCCGCCAUUCCCCAGCCGUCAGAUUUUGAUUUUGAGUCGCACAAGAAAUAUCUGGUGCGAGAGAAGCCAUCGAAUACAUACGCCAUGUCGGCGGAGACGGCGGCUGAUCUGGAGCGGGACCGGGCGAGACGCGAGGCGGAGCAGACGGCGGUGGGGACGAGCAGGACGGCUGCCCCGACCAAACAGAGUGUAGUGACCUCACCAGCAGGCGAUGCGCACGGCAGUAAAGGAGCCAAAUCACCUCUGGAGAGCAUGGAUCAUCUGCUGGUGACGGCUCCGAAGCCAUAUCAGCCACCGGGGAGUGCCAGGACGACGACAAGUCCUACCACUCCAGCUACCUCUACAGCUCCCGCUACCUCUGCUGCCUCGACUGCUUCUUCAUCGGUAGUACCACCGCGCUCUCCCACGCAAACAACUCCCUCGCCUCACCGCUCGCCACUGCCGCCACGACCCAACAAGGACUUCAGGAAGUCGACAGUGAACAUGGCGGACGGUGAUGCGGUGACGGUGCGGGACCGCGGAGCGCGGAGAGUAGGUCGUACUCUGAGUAGGAGCUCGUCCGGUGCUGGUCGGCGCAGCAGUGAGACCAGUGACGGAGAAGGAGCCACCGGUCGUGGAAAGGGUGCGGUAAAAACACCCACCAGGGGACCAAGUCAUGGACAGUUGUCACGAGAUUCGAGUGUUGGUAAUCUUUCCCGUGAGUCGAGUCGUGGGAGGCUGAGUCGGGGUCCGAGUGGGUCGAAUCUCCCCCGCGCCGACCCCGCGCGGCCGCCGUCCAGGAGCUCCGCUCGUGGCGCGGCGGUGGCGAGAGGCGGCGCGGCGGCCGGCCGGCGGGACACCAGCAGCAGUGCGCGCACCACCAGUGCCACCAGCAGUAGCAGUGCCGACGAGAGACGCGUGCUGCCCAAGACACAUUCCAGGACGACCUCAGGCAGCAGUGACAGCGGAUCGUCGAGCCGUCCAGCGGUGCGCCACGCCGCCUCAGGGAGCUCCGUCUCGGCCCGACGCGCGGACCGGACUGGCUCACUACUGUCGGUCCGAAGCAGCGGCUCGCGGAGAGCUAUCUCCCGGGAGGCCUCCCGUCGCAGUGUAACCGCUGCCGCUGCCGCUGCGUCGAGUUCCUCAGAUUCAGAGGACGAGACGAGCUCAGCGGCGUCAGUGGAGCGUCGACUGAGGAGAAAACGGUCCGCUAAUGACGUGCGCCGCUCGAACGGAGACAUCGGCAAACCACCGCGGGGAGCUGGCGGCACCGACCGCUCCCGGCCCGGGUCGGCCGAGCUGCUGGACAAGCGGCGCUCUCGACACAGCUCCAGGGACGGUCUGAGCUCGGGGCGGUCCUCACAGGCCGAGGAGGGAUCGUUCUGGACGUUUGACCGAGGGAACACAACUGCCGCCGACCCGAGGACAGCCUACUACCCAGUACGCCGGUUUGAUUCGGAGACUAAGCCAUGGUGGGCACAGGAUGACAACUCAUCCACACAGGACGUGAACUCUGGUACUGCUGCGGCAGAUACGGCGGGGGCCGAAGCAGACCCUCUUCGGUUAGACUCAGCGCUACCCGGAAACCAGGACACCAACAGAAGGGACUCCCUAGACCUCUCGACGGGCGGCACAGUGCAGGACAACCCCGCGUACGUCCCACGGCCUGUCGACUCCAGCGCCGCUGUCUGGUGGGAUCUCAGCGAGAAUAAAUUCAACGAAGAUGCUCCGGCUCACAAGGAGCUCACGCCGGACGCGGAACCGGAGGUGGAUCCACGCUUCCAGGCGUUUCCCGUACGGAGAAACCUGUCCGAGCCUCGCGCCUGGUGGGAGGAUGAUACUGGGGAGGAGGCUGAGCCCCCACUCCGCCAGCCGCCGGCCUCUCUAUCGCCGGCACCAGUUCGAUUCCGAACCGCCAACGAAAUGCUCGGCAUCUAUGACGACGAUGAGGACGAAUCGAGCAGCGAGUCGCGACCGAGUGCGGCUGACGUCGACGCGCGACUUUCCAAGCCGGUGCCGUCGGCCCUGUCCGGUCCUCAGGAGUCUGUGAGCUCUUCCACAGAGACGGAGAGCUCGAGCUCCGACUCUGGCUCGUCUGUCUACCAGGACGUCGGCACUGAGGAGAGUAGUGCUGACGAGGAGCAGGGUGCCGCGCGUUCCGACGCCGACCUGCGCUUCUCACUGUCCAUGGUACCGGCGGCGGGCAGUGACGACGACACGGGCUCCUCGGCGACUCAGUCCGGGUCCUCGGCGGCCGUCGCUGCCUCGGCGCUGGCCGCCGCCGCUGCCGCUGCCGACGUGGUGCUAGCGUCUGACUUUGUGUUCCAGCCGUGCCAGAGAGACUCGGGGUACGGCACCGCCGACCGCGGCUCCACGGAGGCACUCAGUUUCAUCGGCGCCUGCCAGGACAUUGACGCGCUGCUGCCGGUGGACGGGCCGCCGCCCGAGUCGUUCGAGGAGUUCGAGCGCGCUGUGGCCAGUGAGGAGGUACCGACCAGCGCGACGGCCGAGCCGGAAGGACAGGAGUGUGCCGACCCGUGUGCCGCCCUCAGCCCCAGCGAGGAGGAGCGACGCGCCGCCAAACGCAACCUCUCCCUGUUCAUAAGUCAGAUGACCAAUAUUGACGAGGUGCUCGGUGUGACCUCUCCCGAGGCGGCGGCUCACGAGCGGUCCGUCGCAGAGGCAGCAGCCGCAGCAGCAGCCGAGAAGUCGAAGCAUUCAGACGAGUCAUCAUCGAGCGGCUCUGGUUCGUCCGACUCGUCAGAAGAUGGCAGCACUGCAGGCGACGCGCCUCGGCUAGAUGCCGCGGUGGUCGAUCCUUCCGACGUUGCCAUUCACGAACCGAACGCAAGAGAGGAGGCCGGCUCAGAGGAACAACAGGGAGGUGCAGGCACCGGAAAGCUUUCGGACGCUACACUGCAGAUCUACCGAGACGGCGAGCUGGGCAGCUACCUGGACCCCGAGCUGUCCAUCAACGAACAGCAUGACGAGUUCGAGGGCUUCGUCGACAAUCCGAAGAACGCGCUGGUGGUUCGUACCCAGCUGUCAGUGCGGUGCCACGCCAUCAUCGAGAAGCUGCUCAACUCUCAGGACCGGGACCUGCGGAGGGCGCUGUUCUCGCUCAAACAGAUAUUCCAGGACGAUAAGGAUCUUGUGCACGAGUUUGUCUGUAACGAUGGCCUCGAAUGUCUCAUCAAAGUGGGCAUGGAGGCUGACCAGAAGUACCAGAACUACAUCUUACGAGCUCUCGGCCAGGUGAUGCUGUACGUGGACGGCAUGAACGGUGUCAUGGAGCACCCGGAGACCAUCCAAUGGCUGUACACACUGCUCGACUCGCAGUACCGCCUGGUGGUCAAGACGGCACUCAAGCUGCUGCUCGUCUUCGUCGAGUACACAGAGCCCAAUGGACUGCUGCUGGUUAGGGCCGUCGGAGCCGUCGACCGCGAGAGAGGCCGGACUCCGUGGCACGGUUUGAUGACCCUGCUCAAGUCGUCGGACGCCGCCGACGCCGAGCUACUCGUGUUCGCCAUCACCCUCAUCAACAAGGCGCUGAACGCUGUGGACGACCAGUCAGUGUUCUACGACAACACAGACUGGAUCGAGGAGCUCGGCAUCGAGGCCGUUACCAACAAGUACCUCUCCCGUGCGGACACGGAGCCGGAGCUCUCUCAGCAGCUGCAGAUCUACGAGGCCGUGCUGCGGAAGGAGGACGGCGAGUCGGACGGCAACAGCAUGCCGGCGGACGCCAGUAUCAGGACGCUGCCGCGGCUGCGGCGCGGCGCGGCCGGCGAGCCCGACCAGCGGCGUCGCUCGCGACGCUUCUCGACGCGCCGCGUCUCCUCCGACUCGCCCAGCUCUCCGGAAGAGGAGAGCGAGGGUGGAGCGCCCACGUUCGCCUUCUACCGACCGGUCGGCGAGAACUGGACCGUCAGCGACCGGCGGCGCAUGUUCGCCAGAGACGGGCCGAGCAGCUCCGGAGCUGGGGUCGAGAUCAACGGACACUCGGGCUCGCAGCAGGACGCCGCCAAAUACGCCGAGAUGGGCGUCACCCCGGGCCUCCGCCGGCGCCGAGAGAGGCAGGAGCGGCAGAGGAGCUUCAUCCGCGAACAGGAGGAGCGGGGAUCACUCUCUCCGGAAAAGGAGGAGGCGGACAGGAGGACUGACGAGCAGAACCGCAAGAACGCGCAGCUGAGCCGCCUGGAGCCGCCGGCGACCGGCGGCGUGCCCCUCAACCGCGACCCCAGCUCCCUGGGCUCGGACCACGGGCCGGCGCCGCUCUGCCGCACUGAGUCCGGCAUCCUGAAGAAGCCCUGGGUGCUGGGUAUGAUGUACCAGAAGGCGCCCGACGAGCACCCACCGGCCCCCACCACGGGCGUGGAGGGCGACGAGGCCUCCCGGCGGCGACUAGAGCUGGACCUCAAACAGGACAGCGUGCGGGACCUGCGGGAGAAGCUGCUGAGCCAGCCGAGCCCGCUCUCACCGGGCGAGGAGCGGCCCGGACGGCUGGGGGACACCAGCGGGCUCAUCUCCAAAGCCAAGGAGGAGCUGUCGCGCUCCAAGAGCAAACACGACCUCAAGAGUCCCGAGGUGGUGCGACAGGCGGCUCCCGAGGCGCCCAAAAAGUCCGAGAACGACCUGCACUGGGAGCAGCUGAUCCGUGGGCUGGAGAGACCUCUGGUGCUGGCAGAUCUGGAUUUUUCCGAUCUGAACGAUCGAGAUGACGCCGAUCUUCCGACACUCUCGAUGUCGGUGGGGACGAACGGCGUGCCGCCGCCCCCGCCCAUGGGAGGCGUGCCGCCGCCGCCGCCCAGGAUGCCCGGUAUGCCGCCCCCGCCCCCGCCACCGGCGCCCGGCGGCCGCCCCGGCAGGACGGUCACAGACGGCAAACAGUCGGCAUUCUAUCAGAACAGGACCAACGGCACCGCCCCGACGAUACCGGGCAAAACCAAGAAGACGGUCAAACUGUUCUGGAGGGAGGUUCGGGACGAGUUCCUGCCAGCCAACCAGACCACCAUCUGGGACGAGAUCGCCGAGGUGGCCGUCGACACGCAGAAGCUCGAGCACCUGUUCGAAUCUCGCGCCAAAGAUCUGAUCGUCAAGAAGCAGCAGGAGUCGAAGGGCACCAAGGAGAUCGUAGUGCUGGACCACAAGCGGUCCAACGCUAUCAACAUUUGCAUGACCAAGCUGCCGCCGCCGCGCACCAUCAAGACGGCCAUCUUGAAAAUGGACGCCACCAUCAUCAACAAGGAGGGCAUCGAGAAGCUGCUCUCUUUGCUGCCGUCGGAUGAAGAGAUCAGUAAGAUCAGCGAGGCCCAGGUGGCUAACCCGGAGCUGCCGCUCGGCUCGGCGGAGAACUUCCUACUCACUCUGGGCUCCAUCUCAGAGAUCGCCGCACGGCUCAAACUGUGGGUCUUCAAACUGGACUAUGACAACACAGAGAAGGAAGUGGCCGAGCCUCUGAUGGACCUCAAGCAGGGCAUCGAGCUGCUGACCAAGAACGCCACCUUCAAGUCGAUCCUGACGGUGCUGAGGAGCGUCGGGAACUUCCUCAACGGCUCGGAGGCGAAGGGAUUCAACGUGGACUACCUGGUCAAGGUCCCGGAGGUGAAGGAUACGGUGCACAAGCACUCACUGCUGCACCAUCUCUGCCACAUGGUGAUGGAGAAGUACCCCGACUCGUCCGAUCUCUACUCAGAGGUCGGCCCGGUCACUCGCGCCUCUCGUAUCGACUUCGACGAUCUGGAGGCGACCAUUCGACGGAUGGAGAGCGAGUGCAAGGCGUCGUGGGACCACCUAAAGGUGAUCGCCAAGCACGACGGGCCGACGCCGAUGCGACAGAAGAUGUCGGAGUUUCUGGCCGACUCGGCGGAGAGGAUCAUUGUGCUCGGCAUCAUCCACCGACGGGUUAAUAACAGGUUCUGCAAGUUCCUCUCGUGGCUGGGCGUGGCCCCUCACCAGCUCCGCGACACCAAGCCGCACCACUUCUGUAAGGUGGUGUCCGAGUUUGCGCUCGAGUACCGCACCACUCGCGAGCGCGUCCUCCAACAGCUCGAGAAGAAGGCUAACCACCGCGAGAGGAACAAGACCAGAGGAAAGAUGAUCACCGAUACGGGUCAGGCGUACGACCCUGCGGGCCGGUCGAGCUCCAACCGUCGGUACCGGACCAAGGAGGAGAAGGCAGACGAAGACCUGAAGCAGCUGCUCGGCACCAGCGACGUGUCCGAUACAGAGACUCUGAGGCGCUCCAUGCACUGGAGGCGGAAACGGGAAAGUAAGGGCAGCCACAACGACUCGCUGACUGACGGCGAUGAGAUCCUCGAGUCGCUGGUGAAGUCGGCCACGCGCGGUCCAACCACCCGCUCCACACCCAGGGAGAGACGAAGGACGUCCCGUAAUGCUGAUAGAAAGUCGCUGCGGAGAACGCUGAAGAACGGCCUCAGCGAAGAAGAGCAGCACUACCUGCUGACUCUGGCUGCUCAGGUGCAGCAGUGCUGAGCUGAGCUGAGCUGAGCUGAGCUGGGUUAGACUGGACUGACGGAUGCCACCGGUGGCUCUCCUCCCCACACCGCGCCGUAACCUCACUGCCUGAGUCAUGUCCAUGUAGUCGCCGCCGCGCCGUGAGAUAUGUGAGAGGGUGAGAGCGCCGGUACCGAGCCGUUCCGACGGUGAGAGGGGCUGACUGUCCCUCAGUGGCGUCUCGAGCUCCCAUCGGCGUCCGACAGUGCCUACCGCGCCCCGGCCUCCCAGCGCUGGGUGGUGUGGCUCUCUAGUCUGUGGCCGUAUCGGCUGCAUUGCCUGAGCCCUGUGUGGAGUCACGGUACACAGGCUGACCAUGCUCGUCCGCAAACGUCGGCGGCGCCGGUGCCGCGUGCCUUCGCAGAACGGCCGUCUCUCGGGACGGGGACGCUAGGUGACCACGGCCAGUGGGCGACCCGAAGGCGCGUCCCGUGCGGCGAGGGCGUAUUUGUCGGCCAUGUAUGUUCGCCGCGGGGCGUGAUCUGCGCGCCAGUUAUGAGCGUUUGGCGCGGUUUUUGUACGGUAUCGUGACGUUAGUCGUUAUGUCGGCGCGCGGUGACCCCGCGUCGGUCGGAUUUCGGUGAGGACGGACCGCGUCCGGAGCACGCGGGUGUCUGUAUAUACUUUAUGCAUACAUCCAUAGACGUGCGGUCGUGUGUGUAUGUGUGUGUGUGUGUGUGUGCGGGUGGCGCGUGUGUGUUAACUGUGAUGUCGGGGCGCGUGACUGUGAUACCUCUUUGCAAUGCGCGCGAACACAGGCCUACACGGCCCAAAUACACUGAACUGUGUCUCAUCGA
Molecule: messenger RNA, 8684 nt
Organism: Amphibalanus amphitrite
Lineage: Eukaryota; Metazoa; Arthropoda; Thecostraca; Balanomorpha; Balanidae
Product: FH1/FH2 domain-containing protein 3-like
Exons: 27
Coding region: 79-7866 (2595 amino acids)
Biological process (GO): actin filament network formation; cortical actin cytoskeleton organization
Cellular component (GO): cytoplasm; cytoskeleton
Molecular function (GO): actin filament binding
Source: RefSeq, a predicted model, not a curated record